AUGCAGUCAUCGAAGAGUAUCAUUCUUGUCUGUUGUGGUUCUUUCAACCCAAUCCAUGAGUUACACCUUUUGAUAUUUGAAAUUGCAAAAAAUUACUUUACACUCAACGGCCGCAAUUGUUACAAAGGGAUCAUUUCUCCAGCCAACGACAGAUACUGGAAAAAUGGUCUCCUUCAUUCUUCGCAUCGUGUUGCAAUGUGUAGAGAAGCUGUAAAAACAUCUGAUUGGAUUACAGUUGAUGACUGGGAAAGUAAACAGACGGACUACGUUAGAACAUACAACGUCUUGUCUCAUGAAAGAGAAGUUUAUGGAAACGACUAUGACAUAUACUUCAUUGGUUCAGACGAUUUAUUACCAAACAUGGCAGAUCCCAAAUGUUGGGAUCCCGUCUUACUUGAGAAGUUGGUCUCUGAGUUUGGUGUUGUGAUGUUGCGACGACUUCUUGAAAACCCCGAAAAAGAAGUUGAGAAAAACGCCAUUUUAGUUCGACACAAAGAGCAUAUUUUUGUUUGUAGUGGUUUCCAAGCACAACACAGUUCAACAGAAGUUAGAAAUUUGGUAAAACAAGGACUCAGUAUCAAGUAUAUGGUACCAGACUUAGUCAUAGACUACAUUAAAGCAAACAAACUUUAUUUGGAAUAA
Molecule: messenger RNA, 642 nt
Organism: Entamoeba invadens IP1
Lineage: Eukaryota; Evosea; Mastigamoebida; Endamoebidae
Product: nicotinamide-nucleotide adenylyltransferase, putative
Exons: 2
Coding region: 1-642 (213 amino acids)
Biological process (GO): NAD+ biosynthetic process
Molecular function (GO): nicotinamide-nucleotide adenylyltransferase activity; nicotinate-nucleotide adenylyltransferase activity
Source: RefSeq, a predicted model, not a curated record